Drosophila santomea is the source of this 1795-nucleotide messenger RNA. It is a transcript of the gene Cyp301a1, whose product is annotated as probable cytochrome P450 301a1, mitochondrial. The record is from RefSeq and is a predicted model, not a curated record. Lineage: Eukaryota; Metazoa; Arthropoda; Insecta; Diptera; Drosophilidae. The transcript is spliced from 7 exons. The coding region runs from base 134 to 1795 and encodes 553 amino acids. Gene Ontology annotation, molecular function: oxidoreductase activity, acting on paired donors, with incorporation or reduction of molecular oxygen; monooxygenase activity; heme binding.
GUUCAGUGUGGAACUUGAUCGCGGCUCCCGCUAGAAGCCAGUUUCGUUGCCCCGCGGAGAUCAGUGUGUCAACGUCAACAAAAGACAAUUGGAAAUCGAGGCUUACGACCAGUGAAAUCUGAUUUGAAUUUAAAUGAAAAAUCUGUCGCUGAAAGCUUGGCGUUCCACAGGCUCCUGUGGCCCCAGUCUUAGACAAUGUGUGCCGAAGAUCGGAGGAUCAGGUCCCAGGCGCUUGGAGAGACGUGAAAGCUCCACGGGCGUGGCCACAUGUCCGCAUCUGGCGGAUUCGGAGGAGCCCAGUGCACCGCGAAUACACUCGACUUCCGAGUGGCAAAACGCUCUGCCCUACAAUCAGAUUCCCGGCCCUAAGCCCAUUCCUAUUCUGGGCAAUACCUGGAGACUGAUGCCAAUAAUUGGUCAAUACACCAUCUCCGAUGUGGCCAAAAUAUCAUCGCUGCUGCACGAUCGUUAUGGCAGAAUUGUGCGUUUUGGAGGUCUUAUAGGACGGCCCGAUCUUUUGUUCAUCUACGAUGCCGACGAAAUUGAAAAGUGCUAUCGAAGCGAGGGACCCACCCCGUUCCGUCCCUCGAUGCCCAGUUUGGUCAAGUACAAGAGUGUGGUGCGCAAGGAUUUCUUUGGGGAGCUGGGCGGCGUGGUCGGAGUCCACGGAGAGCCUUGGCGGGAGUUCCGUUCGCGUGUCCAGAAGCCGGUGCUGCAGUUGUCCACCAUUCGCCGGUAUCUACAGCCCCUGGAGGUUAUCACCGAGGACUUCCUGGUGCGCUGCGAAAACCUGUUGGAUGAAAACCAAGAGCUGCCCGAAGAUUUCGACAAUGAGAUUCACAAGUGGUCGCUGGAAUGCAUUGGUCGCGUGGCCCUGGACACUCGCUUGGGCUGUCUGGAAUCAAAUCUGAAGCCGGAUUCGGAGCCCCAGCAAAUCAUUGACGCAGCCAAGUAUGCUCUGCGCAACGUGGCCACUUUGGAGCUGAAAGCUCCCUACUGGAGAUACUUUCCCACGCCCCUGUGGACGCGCUACGUGAAGAACAUGAACUUCUUUGUGGGUGUCUGCAUGAAGUACAUUCAGAGUGCCACCGAAAGACUAAAGACCCAAGAUCCCAGUCUGCGUGCCGGCGAGCCCUCGCUGGUGGAGAAGGUGAUCCUCUCGCAGAAGGACGAAAAAAUAGCCACCAUAAUGGCGCUUGAUUUGAUUCUUGUCGGAAUAGAUACGAUAUCCAUGGCAGUUUGUUCCAUGUUGUACCAACUGGCAACUCGUCCAGUGGAGCAGCAAAAGGUUCACGAGGAAUUAAAGCGACUGCUUCCGGAUCCAAACACACCACUCACAAUUCCGCUGCUGGAUCAGAUGCACCACCUGAAGGGCUUCAUUAAGGAGGUGUUCCGCAUGUACAGCACGGUGAUUGGAAACGGACGAACUCUCAUGGAGGACAGUGUAAUCUGUGGCUACCAGGUGCCCAAGGGGGUGCAGGCGGUCUUUCCGACUAUUGUCACCGGUAAUAUGGAGGAGUAUGUCACGGAUGCAGCCACUUUCAGGCCCGAAAGAUGGCUGAAACCGCAGCAUGGUGGAACUCCGGGCAAACUUCAUCCGUUCGCCUCGCUGCCUUACGGCUAUGGAGCUCGGAUGUGUCUGGGUCGUCGAUUCGCCGAUCUGGAGAUGCAAAUACUGCUGGCCAAGCUACUGCGAAACUACAAAUUGGAGUACAACCACAAGCCAUUGGAUUACGCAGUCACUUUCAUGUAUGCGCCGGAUGGACCGCUUCGCUUUAAGAUGACACGAGUUUAG